AUCUUGAUAGUUGAUUUCAAAUCUCAACUUCCGGAAAGAACUUCACCUAUAAAUAAAUGUUGGUGCAAAGCCGACGAAUAUUUUCACCAAACUAAUAAUAGCGUUGCAAGAUUCGAGUCAGCAACUUUUGCUGUGGCAAAAAACGUGCUUUCACCGGAAAACACUACAACUGAGAUGGCUAAAGAGGAGGAGUUCCUGAGAGAAAACGGAGGAAAUGAGAACGGCGCCGUCAAAGGGCGCCAAGUCUCCCGCAGCGACUUCCCUCCUGACUUUGUUUUCGGUGUCGCUACUUCCGCCUAUCAGAUUGAAGGCGCUUGCAAUGAGGGUGGUAGAGGGCCUAGUAUAUGGGAUGCCUUUUCACACACUUGUUGGGAGAAGACUAGAAACCACCUAGUCAGGAGGGUAGAUCAGAUGGGGGGUACUCUAAUAAUUUGGAGCAAAGAUCUAAGAAGACCUAAUACUUUUUUUAAUGAUCACAUUUACUUUUUGGCUGUAGAUGGCUUAGGAACCAAAGUCAAUGAUGAAGGGAUAACUUUUUAUAACAACGUUAUUAAUGCCCUUCUUGAAAAAGGUAUUAAGCCAUUUGUAACUUUGUACCAUUGGGAUCUUCCGCUGCAUCUUGAUGAGUCAAUGGGAGGAUGGUUAAAUAAAAAAAUAAUAGAAUAUUUUGCACUCUAUGCAGAUACUUGCUUUGCAAAUUUUGGUGAUAGAGUGAAGAACUGGAUUACUAUUAAUGAGCCCCUUCAAACUUCGGUGAAUGGGUAUGAUAUGGGAAUCUUUGCACCUGGGAGAAGUGAGAAUUCACUAGUUGAGCCAUAUUUGGCAGCACAUCAUCAAAUCUUGGCUCAUGCGGCCGCAGUCUCCAUAUACCGAAGCAAGUACAAGGAUAUACAAGGUGGGCAAAUUGGCCUGGUUGUAGACUGUGAAUGGGCAGAGGCUAAUUCUGAUAAGAUUGAAGACAAAUCUGCUGCUGCAAGGCGCCUGGAUUUUCAGAUUGGCUGGUACCUGGAUCCACUAUAUUAUGGUGAGUAUCCUAAAGCUAUGCGUGAACGACUUGGAGACCAGCUUCCGAAAUUCUCAGAGGAAGACAAGAAGUUGCUUCUGAAUUCUAUGGACUUUAUUGGUUUAAAUCACUAUACAACAAGGUUUAUCACUUAUGUGACAGACUCCAAUAAAGAAAGUCGUUACUACGGGGCACAGGAGAUAGAGAGAAUCGUGGAAUGGGAAGGUGGCAAGGUCAUUGGUGAGAAGGCAGCAUCAGAGUGGCUUUAUGUUGUUCCUUGGGGUCUUCGCAAGGUUCUCAAUUAUGUAUCACAAAAAUAUGCUACACCAAUUUAUAUAACGGAGACAGGUAUGGAUGAUGAAGAUGAUGAUAAAUUGCCACUGCAUGAGAUGCUAGAUGACAAACUAAGAGUUCGCUAUUUCAAAGAAUACAUUGCCGCAGCUGCUGCGGCUAUAAAGGAUGGAGUAGAUGUUAGAGGAUACUUUGCAUGGUCAUUGCUAGACAACUUUGAAUGGGCUCAAGGGUAUACCAAACGCUUUGGAUUGGUCUAUGUCGAUUAUAAGAAUGACCUCACUAGGCAUCCAAAGUCUUCUGCAUAUUGGUUUUCACGGUUUCUGAAAGCUGACAACGACAAAAAGGGAAAGGAAGAGUAGUUGAUUUCCAUCAUGAACGAAUGAAUAAUUAUAAGAAAAGAAAGCUUCUAUCUUAUCCUUAUGUGGAAGCUUUACAGUAACAUUUCUCUACUAAAUUCUGGAUUCAUCAAAUUAUUUAUGUACCGGAGUUACCUAAAACAGAAAAACUGUUAUGUUAAAUACUUAUCUUGGUUUGAAGUAUAGUUGUUUGCAUUUUUCUACCCCUUCAUGUUUUCGCAGCUUCCUUUACUGUGGGAGAAGUCUUUUUCCGCUUUUGGUUUGUAUCUUGAUCUAAUUGUGGAAGUUAAUGGCGGUUUCAAAUUUCCAGGGUGUAAUUCUUGUCGCGAUAUUGUUAUUUUG
Arachis ipaensis is the source of this 1995-nucleotide messenger RNA. NCBI's taxonomy places the organism in Eukaryota, Viridiplantae, Streptophyta, Magnoliopsida, Fabales, Fabaceae. The record is from RefSeq and is a predicted model, not a curated record.